Molecule: messenger RNA, 2516 nt
Organism: Alosa alosa (allis shad)
Lineage: Eukaryota; Metazoa; Chordata; Actinopteri; Clupeiformes; Clupeidae
Product: cytochrome P450 2F2-like
Exons: 13
Coding region: 1211-2485 (424 amino acids)
Biological process (GO): xenobiotic metabolic process
Cellular component (GO): intracellular membrane-bounded organelle; cytoplasm
Molecular function (GO): iron ion binding; heme binding; oxidoreductase activity, acting on paired donors, with incorporation or reduction of molecular oxygen, reduced flavin or flavoprotein as one donor, and incorporation of one atom of oxygen
Source: RefSeq, a predicted model, not a curated record
UCAAUAAAGUAUCUAUCUAUCUAUCUAUCUAAGUGGAGGAUUUGACUGUUGAUUCACAUAGACUUAUACAUAGUUUUCUUAAAGGCGCUCAAUGCCUUCAGCCCCUUGCAUUCCCCAGGGGGAUCCUGCAGUUUGGACUGUGUCAUGCUCCCAUCGAGCCCUUGACUGAAGCGGAGUGGUUCACAAACCAAAUAGCCUAUAUUAAAUAGCCUAUAUUUAUUUAGGUCUUAAAUUGGCAGAUGCACCAGUGCGGUGCAUUUUGUGUGGACCACUUGCUUGAAUUGUGUCUUCUAUUUGAGGGGAAGUGAACUUUUUUUCAUGUGAAGUUGCAGCCUGUAUAGGCUAGUCCUAAAAAGUGUAGGCUAUACCCUACCCAGCGGGCACCUUGAUGUCAAUUUGAUGUCAAGAAUUAGUCAAGGCUUUGACCAACAUGUUGAGCAUAAUUUCAUACUAUUUUAGCUUUACAAGCUGGCUUGCUUGUGAUUGUAAAGAGGUUCAACAGGGACAUGUAGUCACUAUAAAACUUGGGUCAAUAUGAUUAAUGUUAAAUCAGUCAAAUUGAUCUGAAAUUGACGUCACACCAUAUGAGAACCAUAAUAAUCAUAAUAGUAGUAAUAAUAGCCCACUAGGCUAAUGUUACUAUUGUUUGGACACUUCUAUCAAUCAGUUUAGUAGCCAUUUCAAUGUAACAGUCUAAAAUGGCAACAAGUUAAUAAUUUUCACAUAGGCUACGAUUGUGUUUAACGCUCUUGAUAAGCGCAUGCGCACACACAGCAAUUCCCAUCCCCCACCCCUGACUGACAUUUCAACUCCAGCCACCAGUGACUUCAACUGUCACUUUUCUGUCAUGCAGCUGACUACAUGUGUAAGCUGUUCAAACUCUGCCUGUCCUUAUCAUUCAAGACUGUGUGUUAUGAGGACUGCUUCCCUGAGAAUGCUGAGUGCAUUCUGGAAUAUUCCAAAUGUGUGCCACUUCCAUACGGACGCCCGCAAGAGAGUUCACUCAUCAGGUCAAAGUUGGUCUGUCCUGAUGGCACUACCUGCUGCUUGAUGAUGUCUAGUAGCCAUCGCUGCUGCCUUCAACGCAGUAGUCCUCACAAAUAAACUGAUAUCAAGAAUUAACAUAGAUGGUGAUGGUGGCAAGUGUGCCUUCAGAAGGUGCCACCCAGCAGUCCCAGCCUGCUUUUGCAAGUCCGAUGGGGGAUGAUCUAUGUUAAGGUCGUGUAAGCAAGAAGGCAAGUGCUGCUGCAGGCAAUGUUGCGAUAAGCCUGCAACAGAUAUAGCCGGCCUUCUAAAAUCCAAGAAUGAGGAAUGCCUGAAACAAGGAACAACUCGGCAGUGUGUGAUUCUGGUAGACUAUGGGUCCAGCUGGAGGGACCACAGGCGCUUUGCACUGAUGACCCUGAGGAACUUUGGUUUGGGGAAGCAGUCAAUGGAAGAAAGAAUCUACGGAGAGCUUUCUUAUGUUAUUGCAGAAUUGGACCAAAGUGUUGGAAAAUCCAUGAGCCCGCAGACUAUGUUCCACAAUGCUGCCUCCAAUAUAAUUUGCACUGUUCUCUUUGGAGCACGUUAUGAGUAUAAUGACGAGGCCCUAAAGAUUUUUAUCAAGCUCUACACUGAGAAUGCAAAGAUUACCAAUGGACCUUGGGCCAUGGUUUAUGACACUUUUCCUAUGGUAAGGAGCUGGCCCCUGCCUUUCCAAAGGGCUUUUGAGAAUGCUGCAAUAGCACAGAAAAUGAGCAUGGAUUUAAUCAAUCACCAUAAGAAGACCAGGAUCCCAGGGCAGCCACGGGAUUUCAUUGACUGUUACCUGGAUGAGAUGGAUAAGAGAGGAGAAGAUGGGUCCACAUUUGUAGAGCCACAGCUUAUGAUGUAUAUCCUGGACCUACAUUUUGCUGGAACAGACACCACUUCCAACACUCUUCUCACUGCUUUCCUUUAUCUGUCCACUCAUCCAGAUAUUCAGGAGAAAUGUUAUCAAGAGAUUGAGGAGGUUCUGGAGGACAAAGACCAGGCCUGCUUUGAAGACAGACACAGAAUGCCUUACACUCAAGCUGUUGUCCAUGAAUCACAGCGUAUCGCCAACACUGUGCCUCUCAGCGUGUUCCACUGCACAACUAAAGACACAGAGCUGUUGGGGUAUCAUAUCCCUAAGGGCACUUUGAUCGUUCCUAACCUGGGGUCUGCCAUGCGUGAGGAGGGACAAUGGAAGUUUCCUCAUGAGUUCAAUCCUUCCAACUUCCUAAACGAACAGGGAGAGUUUGAGAAGCCUGAGGCCUUCAUGCCCUUCUCUGUUGGUCCCCGUGUCUGUCUUGGUGAGGGUUUGGCCCGUAUGGAACUCUUCUUGAUCAUGGUCACUCUAUUGCGUCGCUUCAAGUUUGCCUGGCCUGAGGAUGCCGGAGAUCCAGACUUCACUCCCGUUUUUGGUGUGACCUUGACACCCAAACCUUACAGCAUGACUGUGACUCUGAGGAGGACAGAAUAGGCUUGUAGAACCACAAUAAAAACAAUAGAAA